UGCGAUACCUUUUUCAAAGAGGAACGCACUGGAAACAAAAACAAAUUCGGAAUCGCCCGGGAUGGAAGUUUCGUUACGAUCGAAAGGUGCUGCGUAAAUUAAAAUGGUCGGAAAAAUGGAGUCCUGGGGAAACUGGCUACUGUGCGGCGAGCUGGGCCAAGGCGGAUUCGGCAAGGUGCACCACUGGCGGCACCGCAGCGGAGGCCAGGAAAUUGCCACCAAACAUAUCAAGGACUUGAAUUCACUGAGCGCCGAUCAGCAGAUAAAGCUCAGCGAGCGCUGGAAUCAGGAGUACAAUUGGACGCGCGAGUUCCAGCAGCUGCCGCACAUUGUGGCCGGAGUGAUUCUUGAUGAAGUCGAUCCGGCUUUCAGGGACUUCCUCAAUGGCCGACACAUUGCCAAGCUACCGGUCAUAGUGCUGGAGUACUGCAACGGGGGCGACAUGCGCAAGCGGCUACUGAGUCCGGAGAAUGCCAAUGGACUGGUGGAGUUUGAGGUGCGCGAGAUCCUGGGGGCUCUGCGGCUAGCCGUUUACUUUCUGCACUCGAAGUGUGGAGUCUGUCACCGAGACUUGAAGCCAGAUAACAUAGUGAUACACCGCGGAUCGGACGGUAAAAAGGUGUACAAGCUAACCGAUUUUGGCUUGGCGCGGGGCACCCCCGACAAAACGAUGCUGCAAAGCGUAGUGGGAACGCGAAACUACUUUGCCCCCGAGGUGGUAGAGUCGGGUAUUUAUAACAAGGCAGUGGACUACUGGUCGUUGGGCAUCAUCGCCUAUGAGGUGGCCAUAGGCGAGCUGCCCUUCAUUCCGCACCAGACGCCAAAGAAUAUUAUAAUGAGUCUUUUAAAGAAGCCCAGAGACAUUAUUGCCAUCACAGAGGAUCCUGCGGAUCCCAGUCGCUUCCGAAAUCAUAAACAUUUGCCCAACGAGCAUCACCUGUCGCGUCCCUGGGCGGACAAGUUUACUCAGUGGCUCCGCGUGUCACUGGACAGCGACCAAAAGAGGCGUGGGCAAGUGGCAUCUGAUGAAGUACAAUCAGUUCCAGUCGUAUUCUCUUCACUCGACCAGCUGCUCCAGAUGAAGGUGCUCACAAUUUUUGCCGUGAACUCCAGCAAGCGGCUGGAGUACGCCGUAACUGACGACAUGACAAAGGAGUGCCUGAUGCGAGAUAUAGCUCGGGACACGAAAAUGGCGGUGGAGGAUAUUUAUCUCGUGCUACCCACUUUUCACCCGCACAAGAAGAUCACGCCAAGCACCAAGCCAAUUGAUCUGUAUGUAGAAGAGUGGAGGGAUACCAGCAAAGAUACGCGUAAAUGGACCAAGCGCAGCAUUCCCCCAGUGAUGGUGUACGUGUUUCAGGGUAAGGGCACCGAAUACAGCGUCCCUGAGCCUGUUUUCUCAACGCUGAUGCUAAAUUGUAAUGGCUCCAAGUUCAAGUCAGAGGAAAGGUGGCUGCUCAAGCGUCUGGCUCUGGAUAUGCACUUCGUAAUAAGCAAGGAGCAGGCGAACGUGGAGAUGUUUCUUUCUGGAAUCAAUGAGCAUGCGCUAGAACUGGAAGACGAGAUAAUCGCUAGCCCGUAUAAGGACAUAAUAAACAAACAGUUACUGACCACUGCCUGCGUCUUCAAUCAAUUGGAGAAACUUCGAACGGAAGCCAACGCGGAGAGUCCAUCCAUUCAGCUCAAUGACUCGGCAGAAUGGGAGAGACUUAAGACCAGCUAUCAAGUCAUUACAGAUAGCGCCAACAAACUCCUGGCCCACUUCGACUCCUGCUUUCGGGAAGCCCGCAACAAGGUGAAUGCCACCAAGCAGCUACUGCAAGACUAUGGCGAAAAAGAUAUAUUCAAUGUCAAUGGAUUUCAGCGGCGAUACUUACGCAACGGAGGGAGUAUUUCCCUCGGAGAAUUCAGGGAAGCUGUUAAGGAGUUCGGUAAAACCUAUCAAAAGCUCCAAAACGACGGCCCUUUGGUGAAGGAGGCCAAGAUGAUCGAUACCUUACACUUGCAUUUCGCUACAGGCAGGUUGGCAGUCCCGACUGCUAUAGAGAAAUUUGAACAGAUUAAGAGCGAUAUAUCUAAGCUACUCUUAGAGAUGCUCAAAUCUGCAGCAUCACCUCCGACGAUUUCGUCGAUGCCGCCGAUCUCGAUAUCUGCCCCUCCGCCUGCAGUGCUUCAGCUGAGCGACGAAAUGAGAAGACUGACUGUGAACACUAUGCAUCCCAGCUCGGAUCCAUUUGAUUCUAUAAGCACAUACAACGUUAUCGCCGAGGCUGAAUUGAUUAACCAGAUGCUGGAGGCUGAGAUGGAAGUCGAUUCUGUCUAGUUUCCUGUGAUGGCUGCAGAACUUGUGCCUUAAUUUAAUCGAAAUACGAAUCACAAUUUUUUAUUUAUUAUUUACAUUAUUUUAGUUUGUUAUCGACCAUUUGACAAAUGAUGAGUUGUCCCUCUUUAAUGGUUUCACAAAAACAUAGAAAAGUGUUUAUUUUGUUUUAAUUUGUGCAUGUUAUUAUAUUCUCAGUGAAAUUAAACUAAAAUCUGUUUAAGAAUAAUUGUUUUCUUUUCGUUUAACUUCACUUAGUGCAAGAAAAUGAGGGUUUGUCCGUGUGCACCGCAAAUUGUUUUCAGUUCCGCCAGACCGAUUGAAGCAGCCGUUAAAUUGUUAUUGCCUCCUUUCCAGAUGGCCAUACACUUAAUUAAUGUAUCAAUUAACCAAGUAUAUAAUGCGUUGUGCCUUUAAAACUGUCGAAUUUAUAGUUUAUAGAACUAAUGUUAUAUACCUUAAUAAAGAAACAAUUGUGACAAAGUA
Molecule: messenger RNA, 2806 nt
Organism: Drosophila serrata
Lineage: Eukaryota; Metazoa; Arthropoda; Insecta; Diptera; Drosophilidae
Gene: IKKbeta
Product: inhibitor of nuclear factor kappa B kinase subunit beta
Biological process (GO): peptidyl-serine phosphorylation; positive regulation of transcription by RNA polymerase II; tumor necrosis factor-mediated signaling pathway
Cellular component (GO): IkappaB kinase complex; cytoplasm
Molecular function (GO): IkappaB kinase activity; ATP binding
Source: RefSeq, a predicted model, not a curated record